UUAGGGCUGCCCACUUCCUGUUCUGGAUGCUCCCCACCCCCCCAGCCCCUCUGCUGCAGGAUACAGCCAGACCAGAAAGAGGAGAGCCUCUGUGGGGCUGAAGCAGAUCCAGCGCAGUGGGGCAGGAUGUGCUGGAAAAGAAGUUUCUUUCUUGCUGUCUGGAAAUUUUGCUGAAUCCAGCAUAAAGUCACAAUUUGACCGGAGUGACUUGCAGCACCAUCGACAGAUCCUGCUGAUGUGUCCUGGAGGAAUUAGCCUGGCAAAUGAAAACAUGAGAUGCACUUAUUUUAAAGGAGGUGCGACUGAUGGCAAGGUCCUCCCUGGCACCACCUGUGGUACAUCCACAAAGGCACAAGUCUCUCACACAUUGGAUAAGAAGGAGUAAACUCUUUGUUUAGCUCUUUCUUUAAGGAGAAGGCUACAAAUAUUCUGUUUGUUUGUUUGUUUGUUUUAGGCCUGCAAGUCUCGAUGUGGCAACAUUUCAGAACCCUCGUCGUCCUUCCGGUGAUGGGCUUUCCAGCUUAAAAUAACACUUUCUACGCUCUCUGUGGACAUUGCCUCCGGUGUUCCGACGCCGCCGGACAAAAUGGCUGCCGAGCUGAGGGCCAGCGGAGUCAUGAGUCUCCCUUUGCAGAACGUUCUAGAACACGAGGCGAUCCCUGGCGCGAAACUCAGGGAGGGAUCCCAAUUGGGGCUUCUGGAAUCCGAAGGGGAACGGGUGGUCCCUCGCGUCAUCCAGGUUGGGACCAUUGGGGAGCUUCUGGGCUGGGUGCCCCCCCAAGAGUUGACCCAGGGGUCCGAGGAAGGCUUGGCGCAACGCUGGGAAACUCAGUGGCAGGAGGUCCUAAAGGCCGUGCAGCCCCUUCCCUCCGGGUGGGGAAGCCAACAGCCGUCGAAACCGUUGCUGUGGGGCUCUUGUGAGGCCGUGACGGUUGCUGGCCAUUGGCCCAGCGGAGAUGGAGUCGCUCAGCUUCUGGUGGGCAAUGGCAGAGGAGCUCCAGCAGCCUUUAGCAAUCCGGUCGCUGGAGAAAACAGGACGUCGGAGAAAGAGGCCGUGGGAAAGGACGACACUGGCACCGACGCGCAGGGCAGACGUUUCGGGCAGUUUGGCUACCAGGAAGCCGAGGGACCCCGAGAGGUUUGCAAGAAGCUCCGGGAACUCUGCUGGCAGUGGCUGAAGCCGGAGAGGCACACCAAGGAGCAGAUCCUGGAGCUGGUGAUCUUGGAGCGGUUCCUGACCAUCCUGCCUCCGGAGAUGCAGAGCUGGGUCAGGGAUCGCGGCCCUCAGACCUGUUCCCAGGCGGUGGCCCUGGCCGAAGAUUUCCUCAGACGCCAGCAACCAGAGGCCGAGGCACUGGGGAGACACGAGGAGGAGGUGAUUGCGGUCUCCCCUGAGGCCGAGUGGUCGCCGUUGGAGGGCAGCUUGCGUCCCAACUCAUUGGGGAAAGUGAACCUGGAUGGCUAUGCGGUCUCAGCUGGAGAAACAGCUCUGAAUGGGAGCAAGCUGGGCCCUUUCCAGCGAGGAAGUCCCAGGCUACCGGUGAUGCUCGGGACGUUAUUGGGGCGGCCUGGUUCCCUCGAAAGCAGCUGUGAUCUGGAACAGGAGAAUGAGACGGAGCCGCUGGAGAGGUGGGACGAAGCCACGCUCUGCAGCGAGGGGGUCUAUGAGACCGUUGUGCGCUUGGAAGAAUAUGGCCACUGGUGCCUCGAAUGUGGGGAAAGCUUCCAGGAUGCGUGGCAGCUGGAUAGACACCAGAAGACCCACACUGGCCGCAAGCGUCCCGAGUGCCCGGAAUGCGGCAAGAGUUUCCGGGACAUCUCACAUGUCCUCCGGCACCAGACAGUCCACACCGGAGAGAAGCCGUAUUCCUGCUCCGAGUGUGGGCAGAGCUUCACCCAGAAGCCGGCACUCAACAGACAUCUCAGAAAACAUCUGGAAGAAAAGAAUUACACAGGUGUCAGCAUCACCGUCCGACCCCCAAAGACGCUUGUGGGCCGCAAACGCCCCGAGUGUCUAGAGUGCGGGAAGAGUUUCCGGGACAUUUCGCAAGUCCUUCGCCACCAGACGGUCCACACAGGAGAGAGACCGUACAGCUGCCUCGAGUGCGGACAGAGCUUCACUCAGAAACCCGCCCUCAGCAGACACCAGAGGAAGCACGUAGAAGGCAGCCACGGUGCAGGUGACGGAAAAGUGUCUUCAAGCCAGGAAAAGGCCUGCAUGCAGCCAGGAUCCUUGCAGCCCAGCCUGUCAGCAGCAUCCCAAGAGAGCGUUGCUGGCACCUUCUCCAGCGGAUACUGGCCAGCGGGGGACUCUCCGUGGGGAGCUGCCCCAAGCCGGGUUGGGGCUGCCACCAAAGCUGCCCGAAAAAAGCUGAGCCGCAGGGGGCAAAAAAACCACUGGUGCUUCCUCUGCGCAAAAGGCUUCCGGGACAAGGCGGACUUGGUGAGGCACGAGAGGAUCCACACGGGUGAAAAGCCCUACUCGUGUCUGGACUGCGGGCGGCGGUUCAGCUACACGUCGAGUUUGUACAAGCACCAGCUCAUCCACCGCCAGCCCAUCAAUCUAGAGUUGAAACCGGUGACCCAGGAGGACUUAAACCACGGGCAAAACGGUGUUGUGCACCCCCAGGCGGCUAGGGAGGAAGGGGCAUUGGGCAACGGCGUGAAGGUCGAGGACUGCGAAGGGGAACCUUAUGCUGGGAAUGUGGUGCUGUUAGUAGGGGGAGCUGCAGAGAGGUGAAACGCUUUUUGACAUUUUUAACAGGCAGAGUCGAAACCUCCUGGCUGAAAAAAACAAGCAGAGCAGAGACAGCUGCCGGGGGGGGGUGAUGAAUUUAUCCUUGAGAGAUGGGGUGGUCCCUGGCUGCUUGAAGGAGGCAGUGGUCAAAAGAUGGUUCGGAAACUUCAGCCGGUGCAGAAUUCAACGGCCAGGUUGCUCACCGGGGCAAGGCAGUUUGAGCCCAUCACACGACGAUCCUAGCCUGUCCGCAUUGGUGUCCUGAUCCACCGGCCCAAAGGGAGUGGUGGAGUGCAGGGAUACUGAAGAAGGGCUGUCAAAAACAUCAGUUUUCGGUCUUUAUUAAAAGAAAGGCGUAGGGUUGCCUGCAUUGCAGGGGGUUGGACUAGAUGACCCAAGGGGUCCUUCCAACUGUACAGUUCGACUUGCAGCAAAUCAUUCGGCCAGCCUUUAGUUUCCAGGCCCGAUUCGAAGUGCUGGUUCUGACCUGGAAAGCCUUAAACAGACGAGGACCACAAUACCUCAAGGACCGCCUCUUCCCUACAUGAACCAACCCCGGACCCUGUGAUCGUAAAACGAGGCCCUUCUUUGUGCGCCUCCUCCACACGAGGUCAGGAGGGUGGCAACACAGGAACGGGCCUUUUUUGUGGUGGCUCCCCAUUUGUGGAAUGCUUCUCCCCAGGGAGGGGCUCAACUGGCAACUUCAAUCCAUAUCUUUAGGCGCCAGGCAAAAACAUUUCUCCAUAACCAGGCCUUUAGCUGAUUAACAUUCUGUGGCCUUUUGAAUGCAUUUGUGUGAUGGUCCGACCCCCUGUACUGCAGGAAUCUCGAAUUGGAUCAUACAUGACCGACGGCCAUGCAACCUCUGCUUUGAAACCUCCGAGGAAGGAGAGUCUCUCCCGCCUCUCACAGGAAUCUGCUCCACUUUCAUUUUAUUAAUGCAUUUUGCGUUCUCAUUUGGUAUUCUUAUCUUGUGAACCGCCUUGCGAUCUCCGGAUGAAGUGUGGCAAUUCAGACAAUAGCAAAUAUAAACAAUAAAUAAAAUAGCCAGCUCUAGAGUCUCCUUCGGUUUGCUCCCACCACCUGCCAUGUACAUAUUGUGUCAAGAGGGUUUCUUAUGCUUAAUGAUGAUGAUGAUCGUUAAUAAUAUUAUGGACAAUAACACUGAACUUCAGUGACCCCCCUGCUUUCAAGUAUUUGGACUGUGGGGACCCUAGCCACAAACAUUGUCUUAUUUCUCGUUUUAAAUAAAAGUAUAAACUAA
Molecule: messenger RNA, 4001 nt
Organism: Podarcis muralis (Common wall lizard)
Lineage: Eukaryota; Metazoa; Chordata; Lepidosauria; Squamata; Lacertidae
Biological process (GO): regulation of transcription by RNA polymerase II
Cellular component (GO): nucleus
Molecular function (GO): DNA-binding transcription activator activity, RNA polymerase II-specific; RNA polymerase II cis-regulatory region sequence-specific DNA binding
Source: RefSeq, a predicted model, not a curated record